Molecule: messenger RNA, 4625 nt
Organism: Salvia hispanica
Lineage: Eukaryota; Viridiplantae; Streptophyta; Magnoliopsida; Lamiales; Lamiaceae
Gene: DCL2
Product: dicer-like 2
Biological process (GO): siRNA processing
Cellular component (GO): cytoplasm; nucleus
Molecular function (GO): protein binding; ATP binding; ribonuclease III activity
Source: RefSeq, a predicted model, not a curated record
AUCUUCAAUUCCUUAUUCCUUCCUUUGUAAGUCUUCACUUUUCAGUUACAUAAUACUACUAUUGUUGGGUUCCUUUUACUAGCGCGCUCCAACAUUUUUCUGAUCACUUCUUUGUCUGCUGAGGUGAUGACAAUUUUGAUGCACUGAAAAUUUGUGACUUCAGAGAGAGAGAGAGGGGGGGAGAAGGAAAGAAGAUAUCAAUAUGGCUAUAGACGAAGGAAACCAGCAGCUUGUGGCAGAUCCUCUCUCCUUCGCCAGGAGUUAUCAGCUAGAAGCACUGGAGAUGGCAUUGAAAGACAACACUAUUGUUUUCUUUGAAACAGGAACUGGAAAGACACUUAUUGCGAUAAUGCUUCUUCGCAGCUAUUCACAUCUCUUGAGAAAGCCGUCGCCUCAUAUUGCUGUGUUUUUGGUCCCCACUGUCGUCCUGGUUACUCAACAAUCUGAAGUUGUGGCUCUGCACACGGACCUUAAAGUGGGAAAGUAUUAUGGUGAGAUGGGUGUUGACUUCUGGGACGAGGCAACAUGGAAGCAGGAGCUAGAUAAAUACGAAGUGCUUGUAAUGACGCCACAAAUCUUACUUGAUGCAUUAAGGCACACAUUUUUGAGGCUGGACCAGAUUAAGGUUCUAAUAUUCGAUGAAUGCCAUAAUGCAAGAGGAAAACAUCAAUAUGCUUGCAUAAUGACGGAGUUUUAUCAUCGCGAAUUAGCAAGGGGUAGGCAGCUUCCCAGAGUAUUUGGUAUGACUGCUUCCCCUAUAAAGGCUAAAGCUUCAUCUUCAGAAGCAGCCUGGAAACAGAUUCAUGACCUUGAAAAUUUGAUGCACUCUAAGGUUUUCACAUGUGAAUCAGAUGCUAUUUUGAAUCGGUACCUUCCCUUUUCAACUCCAAAGUUGAAGUUUUACAAUAAAAAGAAUAACCCUUGCACAAGUUUUGAAACCGUGAAAGAAGAUUUGCAGAAAUUGGCAGAAAAGCAUAUAUCUUCCCUAAGCAAGCUGAACGUUUCACCCUCUGUGGCGAAAUCUGCAACGGACAGAUUAAAGAAGCUUUUGUCUACGCUUAUGUUUUGUUUGACUGAGCUGGGGAUUUGGUUAGCUGUAAAGGCAGCAGAAGUUUAUUCACGUGGAAAUGGGGCCAUCUUCAUGUGGGGUGAGGUGGAUGUUAAUGGCGAGAGGGUUAUAAAGGCUUUCAGCUCUGAUGCAUUAGAAUUGUUGUCUGCACACCUUCCAACUGGUCUACAGUUGAUUCACAAUGAUCUAAGAGCAAGCAUGACCAAUGGGUAUCUUACGUCAAAAAUUAUAUGUCUUGUGGAGACUCUUCUGGAGUACAGAGAACAGAGGGAUCUGAGGUGUAUUGUCUUUGUGGAAAGGAUCGUCACUGCAAUUGUUAUUCGUAUUCUGCUGAAUGAAUUGCUUCCAGAAGUGACUGGGUGGAGGACAGAAUACACGGCAGGGAAUAAUUCAAGGUUUCAGUCUCAAAGUCGGAAAGAGCAAAAUAAAAUUGUAGAUGAAUUGCGCAAGGGAACGGUGAAUAUAAUCAUCGCGACAUCUAUGCUUGAAGAGGGUUUGGACGUUCAGUCGUGCAACCUGGUCAUUAGAUUUGACCUUUCUGCAACCAUAUGCAGCUUCAUUCAAUCGCGUGGCCGUGCUCGUAUGCAGAACUCAGAUUUUGUGUGUAUGGUGAAAAGUGAUGAUCAUUCAGCCAUUGCUCGUGUAAAUAACUAUUUGGCUAGUGGAAGUAUAAUGCGGCAGGAGUGUUUGAGCCAUGCGAAUCUUCCGUGUGAACCACUGGCUAAAGAAAUGCACGGUGAGCCUUGGUAUGAGGUUGAAAAAACGGGAGCGCUUGUGACUUUGAGUUCUAGCACUGCAUUGCUUCACUACUAUUGUUCACGGCUGCCCUCAGACAGGUACUUUAAACCGUAUCCUCUCUGUACUGUCGAUAAAAUACUGGGAACUUGUACAAUUCGACUCCCUCAUGGCUGCCCAAUUCGAACAAUAACAGUUUCUGGGACCAAAUCACCGAAGCAACAUGCAUGCCUCGAAGCUUGCAAAGAGCUUCAUAAAGUCGGUGCCCUGACCGACAACCUUGUCCCAGAUAUUGUGGAGGAAGAGGCGGAACCUCAAGAAUUUGGCUAUGAACCAUAUUUGGACGAGCAGGAUAGAUAUUUUCCAGAAGAGUUGAUUGGGUAUCACAAUGAUGAGUCCAAGAUGCCUUAUUACUGCUAUCUGCUCGAGUUAGAGCCGAAUUUUCAGUAUGAUGUAAAGCCUCAGAACAUUGUCCUGGCUGUUCAUAAGAUGUUAAAUCGAGAUCUUGGAGAAUUUGGCUUCGAUUUAAACGCUGAUAGGGGAAAGAUGAUUGUGAAUGUGAACCUAGUUGGAAAGCUUACACUAACUCCCAGUGAGGUUGCACUCUGUCAGCAAUUUCAAGUCAAACUGUUUAAUCUUCUUCUCAAACGUAACUUAGACAAGCUUCAUGAAGAGGAUGAACAUUCUAGAGGAGAUGGUUCAGUAGCGUUUAAUUAUCUACUUAUCCCUGCUCUGGGCUCACGUCACGACCUAUCUAUUGAUUGGAGAUGCAUUAGUUCAGUUCUAUACCAAAAGAAUGCUGCUUUCGCUGAUCAUUCCAAAUGCUCAAGUGCAGUCCACACGAAGAACGGCUUGGUGUGUCAUUGCAUGAUAGAGAAUUCAUUAGUUUGUACUCCACAUAAUGGCUUCCUGUAUUGCGUAAACGGCACACUGGACGGUGUUCGUGGAGAUACAUAUUUUAGUCUGAAAGACAAGGAAUCUAUUACUUAUAAAGCGUAUUAUAUGGAGAAGCAUAACGUAAGUCUGGAAUAUGAACAGGAGAAUCUUCUCCGUGGGAAGCACAUAUUCACUGUGCAUAAUAACCUCCAGCGAUGCCGGACUCAAAAUAAGAAAGAACCAAGUUAUAGCUCGUGUGAAUUACCGCCCGAGAUUUGCUUAAUCCUGAUGUCACCUAUAUCAAUUUCUACGGUUUAUUCUUUCUCAUUUCUUCCGUCUCUUAUGCAUCGCAUCGAGUCACUUGCUAUAGCUUCCAACUUGAAAAGUAUACCUGUCGGUGGGACAACAAAUGUUGAAAUUCCAGCAAUCAAGGUGUUGGAAGCGCUCACAACAAAGAAAUGCCAAGAGGAGCUUCAUUUGGAAUCUUUGGAGACUCUCGGAGAUUCGUUCCUAAAAUAUGCUGCUACUCAGCAGCUAUUCAAAACACAUCAAAGUCGACACGAGGGGCUUCUUAGCCUUAAAAGGCAGCGCGUCAUUUGCAAUGCUUCAUUGUGCAAACUUGGAUGUGACCGCAAGAUUCCGGGCUUCGUCCGGACUGAGCCAUUUGAUCUCAAGACAUGGACGAUACCUGGAGUCCCAUGUGAUUUCAGUGUAUUGAAAGGAGAACAGAUAUCUACAUCUGGAAAAGUCUACACUGGAAGAAGUAGACAGAUCAAAAGCAAAACCGUAGCAGAUGUUGUUGAAGCCCUAAUCGGUGCAUUUCUAAGCGCCGCAGGUGAAGUAGCAGCCCUAUCCUUGAUGGUGUGGCUCGGUAUCGAAGUUAACUUUGAGGUCGUGCCUUACACGAAGACGUUUGUAAUGAACCCCGACAUGCACGUAAAUAUUGGAUAUAUAGAGUCCCUUCUGAGAUACAAGUUUCAGGACGCGUCCCUCUUGGUCGAAGCGUUGACUCACGGGUCAUAUAUGCGGCCUGAGAUCCCCACCUGCUACCAGCGGCUGGAGUUUCUCGGGGACGCUGUGCUAGAUUAUCUUAUCACGGUACAUCUAUAUCACAAUUAUCCCGGCCUCUCACCCGGGCUGCUUACUGAUCUAAGGUCGGCGUCUGUGAAUAAUGAUUGUUAUGCUCUAUCGGCCAUCAAGGCCGGAUUGCAUAAGCAAGUCCUUCAUCUCUCGCCCGAUCUUCACCGGCAUGUAGCUGAGACUGUUGACAAGGCCGAGGAUUUACGGUUGGUUGAGACUUUCGGAUGGGAAUCCGAGGCAAAUCUCCCGAAGGUUCUUGGAGAUAUCAUCGAAUCUUUAGCGGGUGCCAUCUAUGUCGACUCGGGGCAUGACAAGGAAACCGUUUUCCGGUGUAUGAAGCCCCUGCUCGAUCCCUUGGUCACACCGGAGACGCUUAGGAUCCACCCAAAAAGGGAACUGAUCCAACUGUGCCAGCAGGAAAAUUAUACAAUGCGGAAGACUCAAAUUUCCAGGAACGCGAACGACGGGUUGGCACAUGCUUUGGUGGCAGUCAAAGCUCGUGGUGUCGUGCAUGAGGAAACACGAUCUGCUAAAGACCGCAAGCUGGCUGAAAGACUGGCCUGCAAAGCUGUUCUCAAAACUCUCAAGGAAAUCUUGGCUGCAGAUUCUUGAUCCAACCCCAACUCCACUCAGAUUUUUUUACCUUCAACAAGAUUUUCAAUCAUCAUGGUGAUCAUGACUAUGAUGAUCGCUAUAAAAUCUUUGAAGUUGUAUGUAUAUAUAUAUAUAUAUAUAUAUAUCUUGAGCUUGUGUUAGUUGGUUGAUGAUUGUAAAGAUCAGGAGUAUAACAUAAUGUAUAAUGAUGACAAACAAAGGAGAGAGGAAACAAAUUGUUAUGCAUUUAUUAGUUCUAUUAGUUUACAUA